AUGUAUUUGAAAGAGUGUAUGCAGUAUCUACAUGAUACAACAAAAAUGGAUAACGAUAACGUUAUUCGAAAAGAAAUAACAAAAUUUCAUGAUGUAUCGAAUGAAGUAGUUUUAGAAAUAUGGGAUUAUUUGUACAGUGCACAUGCGAUCCAUAGUUUCUUUAAUAUUAAUUAUCGUUAUGAUUCACUACUGAAACAGUAUUGCAUGAAGGAACUGGAUUUGUCGUUACCAAUAUUACUCACAUACUUGCCAAAUUUAAUCUGUUUAGAUGCACAUAUUGGCGAAGAUGUUCGGCAUGAAAAUGAUACGGAACAAUAUUAUGCACAAAUGAUUAAUUUGCAACAUUUAACAAAAUUUGUUUUCAGGAGUUAUUGCACGAGAAAUACGACAGAUUGCAGUGACGCUUGUAGUGUAGCUUGGAAAACUGUGAGAGAUGAAGACGAAAUUGUCUCACCAUAG
Molecule: messenger RNA, 459 nt
Organism: Didymodactylos carnosus
Lineage: Eukaryota; Metazoa; Rotifera; Eurotatoria; Philodinida; Philodinidae
Source: the annotation of a GenBank genome assembly